UUCCGUCACAGCGCUGUUGUGGAUGGCAGAGGCGGUCGAUGGAAAGGGGCUUGGACUAUACUGUUUUUAAAUAUUAGGACGCUGAAGAUUUAUUUUGUGGAAAAUGCAUUGCUCCAGUGUUCUAAUGCGGCUCGGCUUCUCUCACUCGGUGAGACAGAUUCGCAGUCUACAUCAGACAGCAGUACGCACUGGAGGUGGGGGAGCACUCUUUGUGCAUAGGGACACCCCAGAGAACAAUCCAGACACGCCUUUUGAGUUUAGUGCUGAAAACAAAAAGAGAAUUGAGGUUAUCCUUAAAAACUACCCAGAAGGACACAAAGCAGCAGCUACAAUUCCUGUGUUAGAUCUUGCCCAGAGACAACAUGGGUGGCUACCAAUCUCUGUAAUGAAUAAGGUAGCUGAAGUUCUAGGAGUGCCAGCGAUGAGAGUGUAUGAAGUAGCAACUUUUUAUACAAUGUUCAAUCGUAAACCAGUGGGCAAACACCAUGUUCAGGUUUGCACCACCACCCCAUGUAUGCUCUGUAACUCUGACAGCAUUCUGGAGGCCAUCCAAAACAAGCUGGGUAUCAAAGUUGGUGAAACAACACCUGAUAAAUUGUUCACCCUGACAGAGGUUGAAUGUUUAGGAGCAUGUGUAAAUGCACCUAUGGUCCAAAUUAAUGAUAAUUAUUACGAAGAUCUUAAACCAAAGGAUAUAGAACAGAUUAUAGAUGAGCUUAAAGCAGGCAAGGUACCCCCACCUGGCCCAAGGAAUGGGCGCUUCUCCUGUGAACCAGCUGGUGGACUGACUUCUCUAACAGAACCACCAACCGGACCUGGAUUUGGAGUGCGAUCUGAUCUUUAACAUGUUAAACUAUUUUUGAAGUGGACUCUUGUUCAACUUGAGAAAGAUGCAAAAGUAAAGAAUUGUUUGACCAGUUGAA
This is a messenger RNA of Polypterus senegalus (gray bichir), 923 nucleotides long. It is a transcript of the gene ndufv2, whose product is annotated as NADH:ubiquinone oxidoreductase core subunit V2. Gene Ontology annotation, molecular function: NADH dehydrogenase activity. The record is from RefSeq and is a predicted model, not a curated record. Gene Ontology annotation, biological process: mitochondrial electron transport, NADH to ubiquinone. The transcript has 8 exons. Lineage: Eukaryota; Metazoa; Chordata; Cladistia; Polypteriformes; Polypteridae. Bases 104 to 844 code for a protein of 246 amino acids.